This is a messenger RNA of Myotis myotis, 10627 nucleotides long. RefSeq names its product piezo type mechanosensitive ion channel component 2 (gene PIEZO2). NCBI's taxonomy places the organism in Eukaryota, Metazoa, Chordata, Mammalia, Chiroptera, Vespertilionidae. The record is from RefSeq and is a predicted model, not a curated record. Gene Ontology annotation, molecular function: mechanosensitive monoatomic ion channel activity; monoatomic cation channel activity. Bases 802 to 9333 code for a protein of 2843 amino acids. The transcript has 53 exons. Gene Ontology annotation, cellular component: plasma membrane. Gene Ontology annotation, biological process: cellular response to mechanical stimulus; regulation of membrane potential; detection of mechanical stimulus.
GCGGCGGGCGGGGGGCGCGCUGGCAUCUGGGCGGCGUUGGGUUUUUAUUUUAUUUUUUAAAAUUGAGGCCGUGGAGGAGGGAGUUGGAGCCAGAUCCACUCCUUGUGAGUUCGUCUCGAUUUCUGCCCACGCUCGCACAAUUCUUUUCUGGUGACAGAGGGAUGGUUCUGUGCGCCUGGAGGCUCCCGCCCGGGUCUCUCCAGCCCGAAACUGGGAGGCGCAGAGGCUGAGCCACCCCGCCGCCCGGAAUCCGCCGGCGCCGCUCGGGGAGGCCCGCGGGCAGCUCCGGGAGCCCGGGCCGAGGGUCGCUCAGCAGGCGGCGUGGGCGAGGGCCUGGCCCGGCUGCAGAGGUACUUCGGCUUCAGAGGGGAUUCCUCGAAGAACACUCCCCCGCCGCCCCUGAGCAGCGCCUCGGGAGCCAGGCGACAGCCGAGCACGUCCCUCUCGCCCCCUUCCUCGCCGCGCCGCCCUCCAGGACCCUCCCAAAGUGCCUCGGCGCAGGGCUCCGGACCGGCCCACCCGCUGCAGAAGCCGCUGCCGCCGGAUUGCGGAGACCACACUUCAUGGGCCGGCCGAGGAGGGCCGGGCCUCUGGGGCGGGGGCUACCUAGAGCCGUUUGAGGCUCGGCCAAGAGCCCGGAGCGCGCCCUCGGUGCGGACAGCGCGGCGGCCCCGCCAGGGCGAUGACCGAGCGGCCUCGAGCCGCCGGCAGCAGGAGGCCCUAGGCGGGCAUGGGCCUGGCAUCCCCGUUCUAGAGACCCUCGAGCCUCGCCCCUCUGCUCGGAGUCGCCCGACUGUCGCCAUGGCCUCGGAAGUGGUGUGCGGGCUCAUCUUCAGGCUGCUGCUCCCCAUCUGCCUGGCAGUAGCAUGUGCAUUCCGGUACAAUGGACUCUCCUUCGUCUACCUCAUCUACCUCUUGCUCAUCCCUCUGUUUUCAGAACCAACAAGAGCGACAAUGCAAGGACACACGGGACGGUUGUUAAAGUCUCUGUGCUUCACCAGUCUUUCCUUCCUGAUACUGCACAUCAUUUUUCACAUCACGUUGGCUAGCCUCGAAGCUCAACACCAUAUUACACCUGGUUACAACUGCUCAACGUGGGAAAAGACAUUUCGGCAGAUUGGCUUUGAAAGCUUAAAGGGAGCUGACGCUGGCAAUGGGAUCAGAGUGUUUGUGCCUGAUAUUGGGAUGUUCAUCGCUAGUCUGGCCAUCUGGCUCAUCUGCAGAAACAUCGUUCAGAAACCAGUGACAGAAGAAGCAGCACAGUAUAACCUGGAGUUUGAAAAUGAAGAACUGGCUGGAGGGGAAAAACUAGAUCCAGAAGAGGCACUGAUCUAUGAAGAGGGUUUAGACGAAGGAGAUGGUGUUGAAGGCGAGACGGAAGAAAGCACAAAACUGAAAAUCUUCCGCAGGUUUGCCUUUGUGGCUUCCAAGCUUAAGGAGUUUAUUGGCAACAUGAUAACCACCGCUGGAAAAGUAGUUGUGACGAUUUUACUGGGUUCAUCAGGUAUGAUGCUGCCAUCUUUGACCUCAUCUGUCUACUUUUUUGUAUUUUUGGGUCUGUGCACCUGGUGGUCCUGGUGCCGGACAUUUGAUCCAUUGCUGUUCAGCUGUCUCUGUGUUCUCUUGGCUAUUUUCACCGCGGGACACUUGAUUGGACUUUAUUUAUACCAGUUCCAGUUCUUUCAAGAAGCAGUUCCACCCAAUGACUACUAUGCAAGGUUGUUUGGUAUCAAAUCAGUGAUUCAAACAGACUGUUCCAGCACGUGGAAGAUCGUGGCAAACCCAAACCUAUCAUGGUACCACCACGCCAACCCCAUCCUGCUGCUGGUGAUGUACUACACGCUGGCCACUCUGAUCCGCCUCUGGCUGCAGGAGCCGCUUGUGCAGGAUGACAGGACCAAGGAGGAGAGAGGCCUGGCUUGUAGUCCCAUCCAAAUGACAGCUAAGAGGAGGCGGAGCCUGUGGUAUGCAACCCAUUACCCAACUGAUGAGAGAAAACUUUUAUCCAUGACCCAAGAUGACUACAAACCAUCUGAUGGCCUGCUGGUGACCGUGAAUGGCAACCCUGUGGAUUACCACACCAUCCACCCCAGUCUUCCCAUCGAGAAUGGCCCUGCCAAAGCCGAGCUGUACUCCACGCCGCAGUACCGGUGGGAGCCCUCGGAUGACUCUGCAGAAAAGAAAGAGGAAGACGAGGAUGAGAAAGAAGAAUUUGAAGAGGAAAGGAGCCAUGAAGAAAAAACAAGCGUGAAAGUUCACGCCAUGGUCUCUGUGUUCCAGUUUAUUAUGAAACAAAGUUACAUCUGUGCCCUCAUUGCCAUGAUGGCUUGGAGCAUCACCUACCAUAGCUGGCUGACUUUCGUGCUGCUGAUUUGGUCAUGCACUCUCUGGAUGAUCCGCAACAGAAGAAAAUAUGCCAUGAUCAGUUCUCCUUUUAUGGUUGUCUAUGCAAAUCUAUUGCUGGUAUUACAGUACAUAUGGAGUUUUGAACUUCCAGAAAUUAAAAAGGUCCCAGGAUUUUUAGAAAAGAAAGAGCCAGGAGAACUUGCCUCAAAGAUACUUUUCACCAUUACUUUUUGGCUACUGCUGAGGCAACACCUCACCGAGCAAAAAGCUCUUCAAGAAAAGGAAGCUCUUUUAUCUGAGGUCAAAAUUGAAACUCAGGAAAUUGAAGAAAAAGAUGACGAACAAGAUACACAAGUGGAAGGAGAGGCUGAAGAGAAGGGGGAAGAAGAGGAAGAAAUGGAAGAGAAGCAAGAGAGUAAGAAAGAAGAGGAGGAGGAGGUGGAAGAAGAUGACGACCAGGACAUCAUGAAGGUCCUUGGCAAUUUGGUGGAGGCCAUGUUCAUUAAGUACUGGAUCUACGUCUGUGGAGGAAUGUUCUUCUUUGUCAGCUUCGAGGGUAAAAUUGUGAUGUACAAAAUCAUCUACAUGGUGCUGUUUCUGUUCUGUGUGGCCUUGUAUCAGGUGCACUAUGAAUGGUGGAGAAGAAUUCUAAAAUAUUUUUGGAUGUCUGUGGUUAUUUACACUAUGCUGGUGCUUAUCUUUAUAUACACAUAUCAGUUUGAAAACUUCCCAGGCCUGUGGCAAAAUAUGACUGGAUUGAAAAAAGAAAAGCUUGAGGAUCUCGGCUUAAAGCAGUUCAGCAUGGCUGAACUAUUCACUCGCAUAUUCAUCCCAACCUCCUUUCUGCUGGUGUGCAUUUUACACCUUCACUAUUUCCAUGACCGGUUCCUGGAACUCACAGACCUAAAUUCCAUUCCCAGCAAGGAAGACAGCCCCAUCUACAGGCUGGCCCACCCUGAAGGAAGCCUGCCAGACCUCGCCAUGCUGAACCUGACCGCCAGCCCGGAGAAGCUGGAGGGGAAGCAGGGGGCUGAGUUUGGUGAGGAGAAACCAGAGGGAUGCUCUGAAAAAGUGGAGAAGGGUGAACUUGGGAAAGACGGCGAGGAGGAGGAGGAGGAAGAAGAAGAUGAAGAGGAGGAAGAGACAUCAGAUUUAAGGAACAAAUGGCAUCUGGUGAUUGACCGCCUCACAGUGCUCUUCCUCAAGUUCCUGGAGUACUUUCACAAGCUGCAGGUGUUCAUGUGGUGGAUUUUGGAGUUGCACAUCAUCAAAAUUGUUUCAUCGUACAUUAUCUGGGUCUCUGUGAAAGAGGUGUCUGUGUUCAACUAUGUAUUUUUGAUUUCUUGGGCUUUUGCUCUGCCAUACACCAAGCUACGCCGUCUGGCUUCAAGUGUCUGCACUGUCUGGACAUGUGUGAUCAUCGUCUGCAAAAUGUUGUACCAGCUGCAAACCAUUAAGCCUGAGACUUUUUCUGUUAACUGUUCCUUGCCAAAUGAGAAUGAAACAGACAUACCCCUCAACGAGUUGAACAAGUCUCUACUCUACAGCGCUCCUGUGGAUCCAACGGAGUGGGUGGGCCUGAGGAAGUCUUCGCCGCUGCUCGUCUACCUGAGGAAUAAUCUGCUGAUGCUGGCCAUUCUGGCCUUUGAGGUCACAGUGUACCGCCAUCAGGAGUACUACCGGGGGCGAAACAACCUCACGGCCCCUGUAUCUAAAACCAUCUUUCAUGACAUUACAAGACACCAUCUGGAUGAUGGAAUUAUUAAUUGUGCCAAAUAUUUCAUAAAUUACUUCUUCUACAAGUUUGGUCUGGAGACCUGUUUCCUACUGUCAGUCAAUGUAAUCGGUCAGCGAAUGGAUUUCUAUGCCAUGAUUCACGCCUGCUGGCUGAUUGCCGUCUUAUAUCGACGCAGAAGAAAAGCCAUCGCGGAGAUCUGGCCCAAGUACUGCUGCUUCCUGGCCUGCAUCAUCACGUUCCAGUAUUUCAUCUGCAUCGGCAUCCCCCCUGCGCCCUGCAGAGAUUACCCAUGGAGAUUCAAGGGUGCCAACUUCAAUGACAACAUCAUAAAGUGGCUGUACUUCCCAGACUUCAUUGUGCGGCCCAACCCCGUGUUUCUCGUCUAUGACUUCAUGCUGCUUCUGUGUGCCUCCUUACAAUGGCAGAUUUUUGAGGAUGAAAAUAAGGCUGCAGUGCGAAUCAUGGCAGGGGACAAUGUGGAGAUUUGCAUGAGCCUUGAUGCAGCCUCCUUCAGCCAAUAUAACCCAGUCCCAGAUUUCAUUCACUGCAGAUCAUACUUAGACAUGUCCAAAGUGAUCAUCUUUAGCUACCUCUUCUGGUUCGUCCUCACAAUCAUCUUCAUCACUGGGACAACAAGGAUCAGCAUCUUCUGCAUGGGUUACUUGGUGGCCUGCUUCUAUUUCCUGCUCUUUGGGGGUGAUUUGCUAUUGAAACCCAUCAAGAGCAUCCUGCGUUACUGGGACUGGCUGAUUGCUUACAACGUCUUUGUGAUUACAAUGAAAAACAUACUGUCAAUAGGAGCAUGUGGAUACAUCGAAAAAUUGGUUAAAAAUAGUUGCUGGUUGAUCCAAGCUUUCAGCCUGGCCUGCACAGUCAAAGGCUAUAAAAUGCCUGAUGCUGAUUCCUCGUGUAAACUACCCAGUGGUGAAGCAGGAAUCAUUUGGGACAGUAUAUGUUUUGCCUUCCUCCUGCUGCAGAGAAGAGUUUUUAUGAGUUACUAUUUCCUACACGUUGUGGCGGAUAUAAAAGCUUCACAGAUCCUGGCAUCGAGAGGGGCUGAACUUUUCCAGGCCACAAUUGUAAAGGCUGUGAAAGCAAGAAUUGAGGAAGAGAAAAAGUCAAUGGAUCAGCUGAAGAGGCAGAUGGAUCGCAUUAAGGCCAGGCAACAGAAAUACAAAAAGGGUAAGGAGAGGAUGCUGAGCUUGACCCAGGAGUCAGGGGAAGGCCAAGACAUCCAAAAACUCUCUGAAGAGGAUGAUGAAAGAGAAGCAGACAAACAGAAAGCCAAGGGCAAAAAAAAGCAGUGGUGGCGGCCUUGGGUUGAUCAUGCUUCCAUGGUCAGGAGUGGAGACUAUUAUUUGUUUGAAACGGAUAGUGAAGAGGAGGAAGAGGAAGAAUUAAAAAAGGAAGACGAAGAACCUCCAAGAAAGUCAGCUUUCCAGUUUGUUUAUCAAGCCUGGAUUACUGACCCUAAAACAGCACUCCGACAGAGGCGCAAAGAGAAAAAAAUGUCUGCAAGAGAAGAACAGAAAAGACAGAGAAAAGGAUCUGGGGAGGGUCCUGUGGAGUGGGAAGACCAAGAAGAUGAACCAGUCAAAAAGAAAUCGGAUGGACCAGAUAAUAUCAUCAAGAGGAUAUUUAAUAUUCUGAAAUUUACCUGGGUGCUCUUUUUGGCAACCGUGGAUAGUUUCACAACUUGGCUUAACUCCAUUUCAAGGGAGCAUAUUGAUAUAUCUACAGUUUUGAGAAUUGAAAGAUGCAUGCUGACCAGAGAAAUUAAAAAGGGCAACGUUCCCACUCGGGAAAGCAUCCACAUGUACUAUCAGAACCACAUCAUGAACCUUUCCAGAGAGUCUGGACUGGACACAAUUGACGAUCGUCCUGGUGCCGCUUCAGGUGCACAGACAGCCCACAGGAUGGAUAGCUUAGAUUCACAUGACAGUAUCUCCAGCUGCUACACUGAAGCAACCAUGCUGUUCUCAAGGCAGUCUACCCUUGAUGAUUUAGAUGGACCAGAAACUGUUCCUAAAACAAGUGAGCGUGCUCGACCUAGGCUCCGUAAAAUGCUCAGCUUGGAUAUGUCCUCCUCAUCAGCUGACAGUGGCAGUUUAGCAUCAAGCGAGCCCACGCAGUGCACCAUGCUGUACUCGCGCCAGGGGACCACCGAAACCAUCGAGGAGGUGGAGGCCGAGCAGGACGAGGUGGAGGCCAGCCCGGAUGUGGAGGCCCAGGAGGACGAGGACAUGGGGGUCCAGGACAGCGACGAUGAGGAGGGCAGUGAGUCCGAGGUGGACAUGGGGCCAGAUGGGCUUGAGGGGUCCGAGGAGGAGGCGGACGAGGAGGCGGACGAGGAGGCGGAGGAGGAAGAGGCAGAGGAGGCCCAGGACUCCGAGGAGGCCGAGGAGGCCGGCCUCACCCCGGACACUGAGUUGCCGCAGUCCUUCGCCGAGGACGGAGACAUGGAGGUCCCGCCGUCCUACAGCAAGGCGGUCAGCUUCGAGCGCCUGUCCUUCGGCUCGCAGGACGACUCCGCGGGGCCGAGCCGCAUGGCCGUCAGCCCCGACGACAGCCGCUCCUUGGACAGGCUGGGGCCCAGCAUCUUACCGUCCCUGACGCACGAGCUGACGGCCAGCGAGCUGCUGCUGAACAAGAUGUUCCACGAUGAUGAGCUUGAAGAGUCGGAGAAAUUCUACGUGGACCAGCCGCGGUUCCUGCUGCUGUUCUACGCCAUGUACAACACCCUGGUGGCCCGCUCGGAAAUGGUGUGCUACUUUGUGAUCAUCCUGAACCACAUGGUCUCUGCCUCCGUAAUCACCCUCGUGCUCCCCAUUCUGAUCUUCCUCUGGGCCAUGCUGUCUGUCCCGAGGCCCAGCAGACGGUUCUGGAUGAUGGCCAUUGUCUACACAGAGGUGACAAUUGUGAUCAAGUAUUUCUUCCAAUUUGGGUUCUUUCCCUGGAAUCAGCUGGUGGAAUUGAACAAGGACAAACCUUUAUACCCAACUAAUAUUAUAGGUGUGGAAAAGAAAGAUGGUUAUGUUCUUUAUGAUCUCAUUCAGCUCCUGACUCUUUUCUUCCAUCGAUCAAUUUUGAAGUGCCACGGCCUAUGGGAUGAAGAUGACAUUACCGACAGUGGGACCGACAAGGAAGAGACAGAUGAUGAGCUGUCCCUCAGUCACGGCAGAAGGGACUCCUCUGAUUCUCUGAAAUCCAUCAACCUGGCUGCGUCUACGGAGUCAGUGCACGUGUCCUUCCCUGAGCAGCUGACGGCUGUCCGCAGGAAACGUUCCAACAGCAGCUCCCAGAUAUCCCCCAGAUCCAGCUUUUCUUCAAAUAGGUCUCAAAGAGGCAGCACAAGCACCCGAAACAGCAGUCAAAAGGGAAGCAGUGUUUUGAGCAUCAAGCAAAGAAGCAAAAGGGAACUUUACCUGGAAAAGCUUCAAGAACAUUUAAUCAGAGCAAAAGCACUUACCAUAAAGAAGACUCUGCAAAUAUAUGUGCCCAUCAAACAGUUCUUCUACAACCUCAUCCACCCAGACUACAGCGCCGUGACCGACGUAUAUGUGCUUAUGUUCCUGGCUGACACUGUUGACUUCAUCAUCAUCGUCUUUGGCUUUUGGGCCUUUGGGAAACACUCAGCAGCGGCAGACAUCACCUCUUCUCUGUCCGAGGACCAGGUGCCCGGGCCGUUUCUGGUGAUGGUCCUCAUUCAGUUUGGAACCAUGGUGGUGGACCGAGCACUGUAUCUCAGAAAGACUGUAUUGGGAAAGGUCAUUUUUCAGGUCAUUCUUGUCUUUGGAAUUCACUUCUGGAUGUUCUUCAUCUUGCCUGUAGUGACUGAGAGGAAAUUCAGCCAGAACCUGGUUGCUCAGCUUUGGUACUUUGUGAAAUGUGUAUACUUUGGGUUGUCUGCCUACCAAAUCCGCUGUGGCUACCCAACACGAGUGCUCGGAAACUUCCUCACAAAGAGCUACAAUUACGUCAACCUCUUCCUGUUUCAAGGGUUCCGCCUUGUUCCAUUUUUGACUGAGCUAAGGGCUGUGAUGGACUGGGUGUGGACAGACACGACCUUGAGCCUCUCCAGCUGGAUCUGUGUGGAGGACAUCUAUGCUCACAUAUUCAUCCUGAAGUGUUGGCGGGAAUCGGAAAAAAGAUACCCUCAGCCCCGGGGGCAGAAGAAGAAGAAAGUGGUGAAGUACGGCAUGGGAGGCAUGAUCAUCGUUCUGCUCAUCUGCAUUGUCUGGUUUCCUCUUCUCUUCAUGUCUUUGAUCAAAUCUGUCGCCGGGGUGAUCAACCAGCCCCUGGAUGUCUCGGUCACAAUUACCCUGGGAGGUUACCAGCCUAUUUUCACAAUGAGUGCCCAGCAAAGCCAGCUGAAAGUUAUGGACCAUACCAAGUUUGAUGCCUUUAUAAAAGCUUUCCAGAGUGACACUGGUGCUCUGCAAUUUCUGGAAAAUUAUGAAAAAGAAGACAUAACAGUAGCAGAACUGGAAGGAAACUCAAAUUCUUUAUGGACCAUCAGCCCUCCCAGUAAGCAGAAAAUGAUACACGAACUCCUGGACCCCAAUAGUAGCUUCUCUGUUGUUUUUUCAUGGAGUAUUCAGAGAAACAUGAGUCUGGGUGCAAAAGCAGAAGUAGCAACAGACAAGCUUACUUUUCCUCUUAAAAAUAUUACUCGAGAGAAUAUAGCUAAAAUGAUAGCUGGCAACGACACACAAAGUUCAACAACACCAGUGACUAUAGAAAGGAUCUACCCAUAUUAUGUGAAAGCACCUAGUGAUUCUAACUCCAAACCUAUAAAGCAACUUUUAUCUGAAAAUAAUUUCAUGAAUAUCACCAUCAUUUUGUCCAGAGAUAAUACAAUUAAAUCUAAUAGUGAGUGGUGGGUUCUCAAUCUGACUGGAACUAGACUUUACAAUCAGCAUGCCCAGGCCUUAGAGCUGGUGGUCUUCAAUGACAAAGUCAGCCCCCCCAGUCUGGGCUUCCUGGCUGGCUAUGGUAUCAUGGGACUGUAUGCUUCCGUUGUCCUUGUGAUUGGGAAGUUUGUCCGCGAGUUCUUCAGUGGGAUUUCCCACUCCAUCAUGUUUGAAGAGCUUCCCAACGUGGACCGAAUUUUGAAGUUGUGCACAGACAUUUUUUUAGUUCGAGAGACAGGGGAACUGGAACUAGAGGAAGAUCUCUAUGCCAAAUUAAUAUUCCUGUACCGCUCACCAGAAACCAUGAUCAAAUGGACUAGAGAAAAAACAAAUUGAUACCUUAGGACACAGACUGCAAAUCAAGAUACCAUUUGAAUUUUCAAAAACAAAAAAAAAGCACAAUAUUCUCAUAAGAGCUAUGCAUUUCUCAUUCGAUGGAAAUGGUUUCUCUUCUGACAGGCGGCCAAAGGGAGUUGGCUUCCUUUUGUAGUCAAAGCUACCUUGCAGGUUCAGGCGCUGUUGAAAAAGUUAUUUGUAAUUCCAUUUCUCUGAAUCAGGGCUACUUGGUUUAUGUUUUAAUCAACAGUGUCUUGCAUUCUGAUAGACUAUGUGAAGGAAUCAUUGAUGAGUCUCCUCCCUCAGAGAAACAGAAGAGAAGAAGGAAGGAGGAAGGACGCCAUGUUUUCCUGUGUGGGGACCUUGCCCGUCCUGAAGAGAUGCUACAAUACAGGCCUCAGCGCUCUGUCGCCAAUGGGGAAGCUGCUAUGGGGAGAAUAGAUGGACCUCAGCACAACCCGAAUAUGCAACAGCAAUAGGAGGCUGAAAACUCCUAAACAUUUCUAGGAGGAAAAGAGAGAGGGAGCUGAUGAUCCUUGAAGAUGCCAGUGGAUGGAUAAGCCUCAUUCUAAGCAAAAAGAUAACUUAGUGACACUCUUACUGCCUUAUCUUAACUGAAGAUUAAUAAAUUUUUUUUCCCAUUAAACACCAGUGACUUCUCAGGAAAAAAAAUAAAUAAAGCAGCAAAACAAAUAUGUGGACACUGGCUUUGUUGAGACCCAGCUAGUGAUUCACGUCAAUGGUGGUGGCUGUUCUACUUCAGAGAGCUCAUUACUGCUCCUGGUGAAACACAGACAAGAAGUAGAAAGAUGGAAAAUGCUGCCCAGCAGAGGUGGAGGACCUUGACUUUGUAACUCUUUAUUAACUGAGGUCAUGAGCACUCUUCUACCUGCUCCAUCCCCCAACAUGCUUUUUCCCAUUUCGAUGAUUUAAAGCAAUGGUUUUCCAGUAUGUGACAUUUUCCUUCCUGUUUUUCAGGUAUAUCAGAGUUUACAUAUUCCAAUUCACAUUUUUACAUCUGAGACGGGUUUUUUAAGUUCAUAAUUAUGAAAGAAAUAUGUAUAUUGAGCUUGGGGAAAUAAACAAUGGCCUUUUCUUAAAUUAUUGUUAUUGGUAAUACAACCUCUUCACUAAAUAACAUUGUAGCAUGGAAAUUUAUGACUGAAAUGUAGUUUUCAUUCCAUAUUAAAAUACAGUUUCUGAGAAGAAUCAUUGAAUGGACUAGAAUAUGUCAAGAAAAAUGAUCCUAUGUAGUCUGGGUUCAGGACUGACUCAAAAUAAAGCACAUCUUGCA